AUGUCACUCGUACUCGUGGAUUUAAACGAAGCUUCUUUAUUAUGGAAUUUGAAAAUUCGAUACGACAAAGAAUUAAUUUACACAUAUGUCGGAAGCAUUCUCGUAGCCGUUAACCCAUACAAAAUGUUUGACAUUUACGGAUUGGACAUGGUUAAAAAAUAUGAAAAUCAAAUAUUAGGAACUUUACCACCACAUUUGUUUGCAAUCGGAUCGUCGGCAUAUGCGGCAUUAAACAAAACAGGAGAAAGUCAAGUGGUUGUUAUAUCGGGUGAAAGCGGAGCUGGAAAAACGGAGAGUACAAAAUUGGUUAUGCAGUAUUUAGCGGCUGUUAAUAAAUCUCCAAGCAAUUUGGUGACUGAACAAAUACUCGAAGCUUCGCCAUUGUUGGAAAGUUUCGGUAAUGCUAAAACCGUACGAAACGACAACAGUUCAAGAUUUGGAAAAUAUCUAGAAGUUCAUUUCAACAAGGGCGUUAUUAUCGGAGCUAAAGUAACGGAAUACCUUUUGGAAAAAUCUAGAAUAGUCACUCAAGCCACCGAAGAAAGGAAUUAUCACGUUUUUUACGAAAUGCUAUUGGGUUUACCGGAAUCCCAAAGACAAUCCUACGGACUUUUAACUCCGGAAAAAUAUUUUUAUUUAAAUCAAGGUGGAAAUUGCGAAAUUGAUGGUAAAAACGACAGAGAUGAUUUUCAAAGUUUGCUGUCGGCAAUGCAAGUCCUCGGAUUUACCAACGAAGAACAAGAUACCAUUUUCAGAAUAUUAGCAUCUGUUUUGCACUUGGGUAACGUUUAUUUUCAUAGAAAACAACUUCGUCACGGUCAGGAGGGUGUGGAAAUAGGGUCGGAUGCUGAAAUAAAAUGGACGGCACAUCUUUUGAAAUUAAAUACCGAGGGUAUUAAGGAUGCUUUAAUGACAAAAACAACAGAGGCAAGAGGAGAAAGAGUACAAACUCCAUUGACAAUCGAUCAAUCUUUAGAUGCUCGAGACGCAUUUGCAAAAGCUUUAUACCAUACUCUUUUUUCAUGGCUCGUGGCUAGAAUAAAUCAAAUUGUUUAUAAAGGAACUAAAAGAACGGCCGCCAUUUCAAUAUUAGAUAUUUUCGGUUUUGAAGAUUUUCAGGAAAAUAGUUUCGAACAAUUGUGCAUAAAUUAUGCUAAUGAAAAUUUACAAUUUUAUUUUAAUAAACAUAUAUUUAAAUUGGAACAAAUGGAAUACGCAAAGGAAAAAAUUCAAUGGCAAACGAUUAAUUACGUCGAUAACGUACCAAUAAUCAAUUUGAUUGCUAAAAAACCCGUCGGCAUUUUACAUUUACUCGAUGACGAAAGCAAUUUUCCUAAAGCCACGGAUGUGAGCUUUCUUGAAAAAUGUCAUUAUAAUCAUGCAUUAGAUGAAUUGUAUUCAAGACCGAGAAUGUCGAGUUCGGAAUUUGGUCUUAAACAUUAUGCAGGACAAGUUUGGUAUAAUGUCGAUGGUUUCCUUGAUAAAAAUCGUGAUACUCUUAGAUCAGACGUUGUAGAAUUAUUGAUAUCGAGUAAAAUAAAAUUGAUAAGUACGAUGUUUGAAAAUUAUAGAAACGUUUACGAGAGUACCAAGACUAUAAAUAAAGCAAAUGGACGUUUUGUUACAAUGAAACCAAGAACUCCGACGAUCGCUGCCAGAUUUCACGAUUCACUACAACAAUUAUUAACUUUGAUGGAUCAAUGUAAUCCUUGGUUUGUCCGUUGCAUAAAACCAAACAAUGAUAAAGCACCCAUGAAAUUUGAUAUGCCCAUAGUUAUAGAACAACUUCGUUAUACCGGAAUGCUCGAAACAAUAAGAAUAAGAAAAACCGGAUAUCCGAUAAGAUUAAAAUUUUCACAAUUUUACGAUAGAUAUCGUUACUUUUUACCCGAUCGUGGAUCGACCGUUGCUAAAGGAACACCUUACAGGGAAUUAUGUCGAUUUAUAUUUGAAAUAAAAGAAUGUAAUUCGAAUGAUUAUCAAUUGGGUACGACGAGAGUGUUUUUAAGAGAAAAUUUAGAAAGAGAAUUUGAAAAAGAAAGAAGCGAAAUACUUCACAAAGCCGCAUUGACGCUACAGACAAAUGUUAGGGGAUAUUUGGCAAGAAGAAAAUAUCAUAACAUAAAAAAGAGCACUAUUAAACUUCAGUCUGCGGUGAGAGGUUGGAGAGAAAGGAAAAAAUAUAAAAUAAUAAGAAGAGGAAUAAUAGCAGCGCAAGCAAAAUUCAGAGGUAAAAGACAGAGGAAACGUUAUUUGGAAUUGAGUGCCGAACUUAAAAGGAGGGCAGCUGCUGAAAAAGCGGCAAGAGAUCGUGCAAAAGUAAAAGCACAAAAAGAAGAACAAGAAAGAGCGUCCAGAGCCGUGGCUGGAGUUAAUCAUUUGGAAAUUCCAGCCGAACUUGCUUUUAUUUUCAGUAAAUUAGAUGAUUGGGAACAAACGCACACGGAAAGAAAUUUGGUUAAAGUUGUCGGUACUGUUGCUUCGUCUGGACCUAAAAAACAUCAUCAUUUGCCUCAGGAUAUAGAUCAUCAUGCGUUUACAAAAUUUACAAAUAUAUAUUUUAAAUCUCACGUUUGGGGAAUGAAAAGAGAACCGAUAAAAACUCCAUUUUUAGCUAAAGCAAAAGACAUGGAUUAUCAAGAUUCUUUGGCUUUGUUUAAACUCAUAUUAAGGUUCAUGAACGAUAAUAAUCUUAAUGGUAAAAAAGAAACCGUUUUAGGAGAUUAUAUUGUUAAUAAGGGUUUAUCAAACGACAAAUUGAGAGAUGAAAUUUUAUGCCAACUUUGUAAUCAAACUUGGAAUAAUACCAACGAUGCAAACAAUGAACGAGGGUGGUUAUUAAUGGCCAAUUGUUUAUCCGUUUUCCCUCCUUCGCACACACUUCAAAAAUAUUUAUUAAAGUACGUGUCCGAUCAUGCUUACGACGGAUACAAAGCUUUGUGCCAACGAAAACUGUUACAAAUUCAAUCGUUGGAAUUACCAUUGGCAAGAUGUUAUCCUCCAAACGUUUUGGAAUGGAGAAGUAAUAGAAAACGUGUCAACAUGGCAUUGCCACUUUAUUUUUCCGAUGAUGAAUCGGCAACGGUUGAAGUUGAUUCAUGGUCAACGGGAGAAGAUUUGGCAGGUUUUGCAAUACGAAACAGAGGUAUACAAGAAUGUAACGGAUGGUCUGUGGUUCUUGCCGGUGAAGAUGAUGAACUGAUUAGAGAAUCCAUGGGUUGUGAUUACGUUAUGGAUUUAAUUAGCGAAAUGGAAAUAGCUCCAGCUUUUCCAGUCAGUAAAAAUUCGUUAUUAAUGGGUCACGAUAGAAUCGCACCCAAGUCUCCAAUGAAUGACGAUAUAGAAGUACCCUUGAUAGCCCCUCGCAGACCCAUUAAUCCUCCACCACAACCUCCAGUCAGGAAACAAUCACGAGAACUAUUAGAAGAAACUGUUAACACACCGAGAAAACCAAUUAAUAGAAUUCGAUCCCAAUCUAAAGACCACACCGUCGAAAGUGGUUUAUCAAGGAAAUCUGCUCUUAAUGAUAGAUAUUUCGAAGAUGGUAGAAGCAGAAGUUUGGAUAAUCUAUUAGACCCUGAAGUGGCCAUGCCCUAUAAAUUAGAUAAUUUGGGAUUAUCAAGAAGUAGGCUUAACGAUCGUUAUCAUUCGGUCGAUAAAAUUCCAUCAAAUAAUUCAAUCAUCGAAGGUAGAGCGGUAACCAAUCAAGAAUACAUGUCAAAAUCUGAAAUAUUAUUAGAAGAAAAUUUAGAAUCUGUUAGUCAGAGAGGAGAAAGUCAUAGAGCUAUAGAAUUAAAUGGAUCAACCGACGGAUUAAACGAUAAUCAAUCCGACGUCAUUGCACCAUUAAGUAAUGUUAAUUUAGAUUAUGAUUAUCAAGAUAUAGCGGCAAGGAGUGAAGAUGAUAAGGGAAGUUACAUUAGAGGUCAUCCAAGGUUUAUAAAAUCACAAUACGCUGGUAAAAGAGCUGCUCCAGGAAGUCAUUCCAGCAGAGCCUACAUAGAAAAAUCUGAUUACGCAGCAAAGUCUUCAGCUCUUAGCGAUACCAGCGAAGCUCCAUCAUUGGCAUCCCAUGUCAGAAGAGUUAGAGUGCCAUCACAGGCUUCGGACGUGGAUCAAUUUUUAGACGAUUUAUUUAUGCCAGUUUUAGAUGGAAAUUUAGAUGAAUUAAGCGAUGCAAGAAGUUUGGCAGCGAGUAUCAAAGGCGGCGGCAGUAAAAAAAUUGUAGAAAAUGAUGAUGAUGAUGAUCGUGACGAUAAUGAAGUUGCUUCUUUUACUAGUUCGGCUCAAAUUUCCGUCGGUCAACCGUACAGGUCUAGACCGAACGUAGAAAAUGUUGACGAUUACAUCACUAACUUAUUUCAACCGAUAUUUGUUAACGAUUCCGUUAAUAAAUUAGCUAAUGCAUCGACAUUGGCUCAAAAAAUCAAAGGAGGAGGAAGAGGAGUCCAAGAUAAAAGUGGUACUCAACCUGGAUUCACUCCAAUAACGAAUAUGACUUCACCGACAAAUGUUAUACCUGGAAUGAUGUCUCCUCCGCCCAUGAUGAUGCCAUUGUUUUCUCCGACAGCUCAAUCCUCAGCUAGUCUUUCAUUUAUGGGUCCGGGUGGUGUGACGGGUGCCGCUCAAACCAUGUCCACCGCCAAUUUUUAUCCUGCUAGUCCGGAUGCAAUGAUGCAGUCCGCCAUGUUACAUUCUAUACCUAUUUAUAACAUACAAGGUUUAAACCAUCCAAAUCAACAAAUGGAUACAAAUUUAUUAGCUUAUCAGCAAAAUCUUCAAAGAGCAUUCUUACAAAGUGCAAUGGCACAAAAUAUUCAAAUACAACAACAAUUAUUUGCACAAAAUCAAGCAUUGCAACAACUUUUACAACAACAACAACCAACAGGGGCUCCGAUAAAAAGUCAACAACAAACUCCGGUUUCAUUUGGUACGGAAAAUUCUGAUUUUUGGAAAAGAGAAAAUAAAGAUGAACAAAAUCCAUCAUUAUCAUCAUCGAAAAUUUCAAGAGGAUUUAAUGCGACACCCGUUCAAUCCACCAUAACUGCUCAAAUCCAUCGCGAACAAUCACCUUUGCAAAUGAAUUAUGGAAUUCCAGCACCACCACCAUUACCGCCACCACCCGAUGCCGUAGAUCCCCAUAAUCGUCCAUUUAUUGACCCUUACGGUCGUGCAAAAACGGUUAGAAUAGGAAAAUGGAGAUGGCCACCACCUCAAGAUGGUAGUCAAGAAGGUUCCGAUAGCUUUUUACAAUUUAAAUUACGUCAGCAACGUAAAACGACGCCGCAAAAACAAUCUUCCCAGGAUUCAAACGAAGACCGAACGGAAAUUAUUGAAUGGGAAGAAUUUGAAAUGAGCAUCACUGAUAAAACGGAACAAAGUAGCAGAAAAUCAUCUGUUUCAACUCGUAGAGAAUCUAAAGAACAUAAAAGUUCCAUGAAAUCGUUUGAACUUGGUGCUCAAAGACCAUCACCCGGUAGUAUUGGAAAACUCAGAAUAAGUUCGGAAAUGCGACACAAAUUAGAAAUGGUUACUUCAACUCACAGCGUAAGAUCAACUGCCAAACCUGAAAAACCUUCUCUUUCUCAAGUUUCUAAUAUGAACGUACCAAGAAAAUUAGAAGAUAAUCGUAGAUUAUUAUUGGAACAACAAUUAGCCGGUCGUUGGGGAAGCGUAGAUUCCGUCGAUCAAAUUGCAAGAGUCGUGACUAAAGAAGAACGAGUGGAUUUACAACCCACAAACAUAGUAAGAUCGCAAGUUGAAAGAAUGGAAAAAACAUCACCGACUGGUAUACCAUCGAAUCAAAACACGCAAUGGAGACCGAAUCCACCUCCGGCACCGGUUGCUCCACAUCACAUGGAUGGACAACAGAAAAAACCACAACCUCCUAGUCGAUCCAGUAGUAUUUAUUCUUCCAGCAUCAAUCCGACGGCAAGGCCACGUUCACCUCCUCCUCCCAUACAACCGGUUAAAAGAAAUAAUUUUAACGGAAAUUCGGAUUUAUUCGGUAUCAAUACAAAAGAAUCUUACGGUCAUCAAGAUUAUAACGGAAGGACGAACGGAAGAAGAGAUGAUAUGUUCGAAGAUCACAAAAAAGAAAAUUAUAACAAUUUAAGAAACAGAGAAGAUUUAACGAAUCCCGAUUUAACAAGGAGUAGAGAAAGUUUAUUUAAAAGAAAAGUUGAACUCGACAGACAAUCAAACAUUUCUGAACAUAUUGACAGAAUAGAAAUCGAAGAAUCAUCGGAAUUUUUAAAACCCAUGGACAUAGCUCCUCCCACGUCAAUUCAAAGACAUUACGAAGUUGCCGAAACGAAAUUAUUUCCACCAUCGACAGCUGCUUUUUUCACCUACAACAGAAUCCCGUGGAAAUUGCUUGUUAGAAAAGAAGUUUUUUCCCCAAGUGAAAAACUAACAAAUCCCCUCGCCGUUCAUUUAGUUUUUUGUCAAAUAGUCAAAGAUGUUUUGGGAUCAAAUUGUAUAAGAAUCACGAGGGAUCAACGAGCGGACAUGAAAAAGCUUUUGGAUGGUUACGGAAUAACAAUAAAUAACGUUUCGUCGCAAAAUCACAAACAAACGAUUAAGAAAAACAUAGUGGAAUUAGCCAAAGAAUGGGAAACAUAUUUUUGUAGAUUGUAUCCGGUAUCGGGUGGGCAAACACAUAGGACUGUACAAUAUUUAGGUAUUUCGCAUUCGGGUAUAAGGUUGAUUCGUAAAGAAAAAGGAGUCCCGCAAGAUCACCUACAAAUAAUAGAAUCCGUACAAUUUGAUGACGUCAUAGAAACAUCAGUACCUAAAAAUAGUGCUAUUGAAAUAAUAUUGAGAACAGGUGGCCGAUUGGUUUUAUAUACUCAAAGAGCUCCUCAAAUACGAUCCAUGAUACAAAAAUACAUCGUGGAAGUAGAAAAGGUACGUUGUUUUCUUUACGCAUAUUCCGUUGAAUUUGUCCGAAGCGUUGCCGAUCACACAUCGAAUAGAGAUCCGUCAGUUUUGAAUUUUCGAAAAGGUGACAUAAUUAAAAUUUUAUCACCUGAACAUUAUAAUCAACAAUAUCAGGAAAAUACAAGGAUAUCCGAUAAGGGAACGGAAAAUUGGACCGGAAGAGGACCUCAGCAAAGGAUAUUACAUUCUCAAUCGAAAAUAAAUCACAAAGAACAUAAUAAUAAUAAUAAUAGUAAUGAAGAUGAAAUCGUUCAAACGUCAAUAAAUGAUGGAAAACAUUCAUUGUUACAAUUUGCCAUGCAUUAUUUUAGACAAAGUCCCGAAAAAUUUGAAAUGCUCAAAACUGCGGAUGGUUCGAUAAGUGGAUCUUUAAAAGUGAUCGAAGGUAAAAAUAAAAAAAGUAAAGAAAAAGGAAAAACGGGGAAAAAUACGUCGGAAUGGACGUGGAAGGAACAAGUGGAUUUGGUUAAAUUCACGGCAAAACCCAUAGCACAAUCUUUACUACAAUUGGAUACGUCAGAAUUAAGCGAUUUGGCCGUAGAAUGUUUUAUUUGCCUCAUGAGGUACAUGGGAGAUUUACCCAUGCCUACAGACGUUUCCGAAGUCAAAUGCGUUUAUACAAUAUUAAUGCAUUGUCACAAAUUCGAACAACUUCGCGAUGAAAUUUAUUGUCAACUUAUGAAACAAACAACGAAUAAUAAAUCAAUACAACAAGAAUCUUGUCAACGUGGUUGGAGACUUUUUUCAAUUGUUGCCGCUUAUUUCGUUUCUUCAGACACGUUAAAACCUUUUCUAUUUAAAUAUUUAGAAACUGCUGCUUACGACAAGAGGCGAGCCUAUCACGGUACGGCAAUGGUUUGUUUACAAAAUUUAAGAAAAACAUUUAAAUAUGGCGGAAGAAAAAAUGUACCGAGCGUUGAAGAAAUAACUGCUAUAAGCGCUGGAAGAAAUUCUAAAAGACAGAUUUACAGGUUACCAGGUGGAACGGAAAAAGUUGUCAAUACGAAAAGUACGACCGUCGUUCAAGAUGUUAUUGAAGAACUUUGUGUUAUGAUAAACGUAACAAAUCCUCAAGAAAUGGAAGAAUUUUCCGUUUAUUGCAUCGUCGAAGGUGAUACAUUUACAAUGCCACUAGCUAGAGAAGAAUACAUAUUGGACGUAACGACCGAAUUACAAAAAAAUCAUCAAGUUUUCUAUUUAAUUUUUUGCCGAUCAGUUUGGUAUUUUCCAUUAAGAUUAGAUUCACAACUUUAUGUCGAAGUUGUUUUUAAUCAAAUCGCACCUGAUUAUUUGGAAGGUUUGUUACUCGUUAUACCUGGAGAAUCAUUAGAACAAGACAUAAUCUACGACAUAUCAAAAAUAGCAGCACUUUUACAUAAAGCAGCCGAUAUGACGCACAUUCCGACAAUGAAAGAAACAAAAUUUUUACUUCCAAAACCUGCAUUGAGUGUUCGAGAUGUAAAACCGUCACAAUGGGUCAAUAUGGUUCAAUCAAAUUGGCAGGACUGUGAAAAUAUGUCUACGAUUCAGGCCAAAGCUCAAGUUUUAGAUAUUUUAUCAAAAUGGCCACUUUUUGGAUCGAGUUUCUUUGCUGUUAAAAAGGCUGUCGAAUCGAAAGAUAGAACUGAUCACAUAUUGGCUCUUAAUAGAAAUGGAGUACAUUUUAUUGAUUUAAUAACACACGAAACUUUGUUGCAUUAUCCAUUUUCGGAGGUAAUAUCAACAAGAAAAGUUAAAUCCGAGGACGGUACAUUGUUUCUUGACAUGAAAUGUGGUAAUUUAAUGCAGCAAAGAAUAACAAGAUUACAAACGGAUCAGGCUCACGAAAUAUCCAGGUUGAUUAGGCAAUACAUCACAAUGCAACAGAGAAUGGGUCCCAAUUAA
Molecule: messenger RNA, 8826 nt
Organism: Pediculus humanus corporis (human body louse)
Lineage: Eukaryota; Metazoa; Arthropoda; Insecta; Psocodea; Pediculidae
Product: myosin XV, putative
Exons: 39
Coding region: 1-8826 (2941 amino acids)
Cellular component (GO): cytoskeleton; myosin complex
Molecular function (GO): ATP binding; cytoskeletal motor activity; protein binding
Source: RefSeq, a predicted model, not a curated record